AUGGAGAGAAUUUUUGUCAACACUCCUCCACCAUUCGAUGGAACUGGUUAUGAGGAUUGGAAAUUGAUGAUGCAAGCGUUUAUUAGUGCACAAUAUAGCAAAUCCUGGCGAUGUAUCGUAGUAGGCUGGUAUCCAUCGUUAGAGGAAGAUGCAAAGGCUAAAGCUGCGGCAGAUUCGUCUGAUGAUGGUGACUCUAAAUCAAUAGAGAAACAAAGCAUCAAAGACUUCUCCAAAUGGACUCCAGAGGAAAUUGCAUAUAGCGAGGCUGAAAAUAAAGCUAAGAAUGUUCUCUAUCAUGCACUGUCCAGAGAUGAACGUCAGCAAAUCAAGCAUUGUAAAAAUUCAAAAGAAGUGUGGGAUGCGUUGCAGACAAAUUAUGAAGGUAAUAACAAGGUUAAAAAACAUAAAUUGCAAUUAUUACUAAAGGAAUUUGAAAAUUUGCAGAUGAAAGACGAUGAAACGAUCGAUCAAUAUCACAAAAGGGUGAUCACCAUUACUAGAGCCAUUUGUUCAUUAAGUGUUCGAAAAACUAUUCCUGAGGAUGAAAUUGUUCUGAAGGUUCUAAGGUCGCUUCCUUCGAGGUUUGAGACAAAAGCCAUCACAAUCUCAUAUGCAUAUGAUCUUGAUGAGUAUACUCUGGUGGAGUUGAUUGGGAACCUUAGAAUCUAUGAAGCUGACCUAAUGGCAAAAGAUCAGAAGAAAGUAAAGAUUGUUGCGUUCAAAGUUACAAAAAAGGUAGAGCCUUCUGAAACUCAAGAUCUCUCUACAGCCGAGAAGCAAAAGGAUGAAGAGAAGAAGGCUUUGAAGUCGUCAUGGAGCGAUGAUGAUGAGGAAGAACAUAAUGUAGCCUUUAUUGGUUCUGUCAGAUAUGGUGAUAGCACCAGUGACGAAUUAUCUAAUGAUGAAGACGAAGAAGUGGUUGAAAAGCAGAAAGUUGAUCGUACGGAUAUGGAAAAGCAAUUCAAAGCAUUGCAGAAACUGUGGAUACAAGAAAAGGAGGAAAUGACGAAAAAGGCAAAUAAACUUAAAAAGAGUCAUUCCUUAAAUGACUGGUCAGAAGAAAAAAGAGUUAUGAAUUUAGAGAUGGAAUCUCUCAAACAACAGGAAAAGUUGUGUAGCAGUGAAGAUAAGCUGAAGAAGUUUCAAUUCAGCUCAGACACGGUAUCUAAAAUAAUCAAAAAUGUAAGACCGUUUGGCAGCACAGAAGGACUUGGAUAUUCCAAGUUGAAAGACACUUUUGUAAGAGAAAAUAAGGAUGUUGAGGAGAUUGCCACUCAAAGCAAGUAUACCAGUAAGGUUAAUUUUGCAACCCCUUCAGAUUUGAAGGAAAAUAAUGACAAGUAUGGCUCUAAAUUUAUACAUACAUGUCACUUCUGUGGUCAGAUUGGACAUUAUAAAUCAAAAUAUAGCAAGCUAAGAAGAAAUCGUUCUGAAGAUAGAUUCACCUUACUUAAGACAACUUUAAAUGAGCACAUGAAAAUGAUACAGGAACUAACCAACCUGGUUAAAGAAACUAAAUAUUCUAAAAGGAAUCAGAACAGGGAAAGCUAUUAUGAUGCUUCUUGCUUAUCUGUGUGUCUAGACAUUUCUGAUAAUAAUGAAGAACUUGAUUUGCUUCCCACUAUUGCUAUUUGUAAUGUUGCACUUACUGCACUUGCUGAUAGAAAAGAGGAUAUGUGGUAUGUAGACAGUGGUUGCUUGAUACAUAUGACAGGUAACAAGAACUGGUUUUCUAAAUUUGAUGACCAGUUCACAACAGGGAAUGUCACUUUUGGUGAUGGAAGAAAAGCCAAGGUUCUUGGUCAAGGGACUGUUACUGCUUCUAAUAUUCCAACUCUCACCAAUGUUUAUUAUGUAGAGGGUCUAAUAGCAAAUUUGAUGAGUGUCAGUCAGCUUGCUGAUGGACAUGCAGAUGUUUGGUUCAACAGAAAACAAUGUGUUGUUCUAGAUAAUGGAAAAAUGUGUGUCAUGAAGGGAGUAAGGGAACAAGAUAAUUGUUAUCAUAUCUAUGCUAAUCAUGAAGUUACACCAACCAACUGUUUUACAGGUUCUACAAAUGAAGAGGAGUUGAACUUAUGGCAUAGAAGGCUUGGACAUGUGAAUUUCCAGGAUUUGGUAAAUAUUUCAAACAAGGAGUGCAUCAAAGGCAUUCCUAAACUCAAAGGAACUACUACUUUAAUGUGCAAAGGAUGCAAACUAGGUAAGCAAAUAAAAACUCCUCACAAAGUGAUCCACUCAGUUAUCACUACUAAGGUUCUCGAACUUCUUCACAUGGACCUUAUUGGACCAGCUCAGCCGGAGAGCAAUGGAGGUAAGAGCUAUAUAUUAGUAGUAGUAGAUGAUUUUUCCAGAUAUACCUGGCUCAAUUUUCUUAAAGAUAAAACUGAAACUUUUGAUGUGUUUCAAACAUUAAGCAAGACAGUGAUAAAUGAGAAAAGCAAAGAUAAUGUGAAAAUCAUUAGAAUCAGGACUGAUAAUGGUACAGAAUUCAAGAAUUCUAUGUUUGAUAUGUUUUGUUCUGAACAAGGAAUUUUCCAUGAGUACUCAGCACCUAUCACACCACAACAUAACGGUGUAGUAGAAAGAAAAAAUAGAUCUCUGCUUGAAAUGGCCAGAGUCAUGUUACAUUAUGCCGGUAUAAAGACCACGUUUUGGGCUGAGGCGGUAAGUACUGCAUGUCAUACCAUAAAUCGAGACAUCUUGAGAACAGGUACCGAUAAAACACCUUAUGAGCUGUGGAAAGGCAAACAACCCAAUAUAAAGUAUUUUCAUGUUUUCGGUAGUCCUUGUUUAAUUUAUAAAGAUCGUGACUACCUAUCUAAAUUUGAACCUCGAAGUGUGCCUGGUGUUUUCUUGGGUUAUUCAGUGAAUAGUCGAGCGUAUAGGGUGUUUAACAAGGAAACUAAAUCAGUUGUUGAAACUAUUAAUGUUGCUAUAGAUGACAACUACAUUAGACAUGUUGAUGAAGAUAUGGAUUUAUUUCCACUUAUUUUGAAGGAUGCUAACACUGAAGUGCAGGAUAUAGAUCAAAAUCAAAACGAUAAAGAAAUAUAUGGUGCACAGGAAGUCAUAAGACCUGGAUAUCGAUAG
Molecule: messenger RNA, 3090 nt
Organism: Argentina anserina (silverweed cinquefoil)
Lineage: Eukaryota; Viridiplantae; Streptophyta; Magnoliopsida; Rosales; Rosaceae
Exons: 4
Coding region: 1-3090 (1029 amino acids)
Biological process (GO): DNA integration
Molecular function (GO): nucleic acid binding
Source: RefSeq, a predicted model, not a curated record